Cicer arietinum (chickpea) is the source of this 957-nucleotide messenger RNA. RefSeq lists its product as uncharacterized. Lineage: Eukaryota; Viridiplantae; Streptophyta; Magnoliopsida; Fabales; Fabaceae. The record is from RefSeq and is a predicted model, not a curated record. Gene Ontology annotation, cellular component: mitochondrial large ribosomal subunit.
GGAAAAAGAAACUGCAGUGAAUAAUUUUGAGCUACAACAGCGAUACAAUUUUCUCUCUCUCUCUCUCCUCAAACAAACAAGUGAAUCUGAAUCCUUGUUCUCCCUCCAAUAAACCCUAGCGCCACUAACUCGUUUUUCUUCUUCCUCUUUCACCUCAAUUCCGAGUUCCUCUAUUGUUCUCGUUUUUUUUUGUUUGAAACAGAGGUUUCUUGUCAUCACCACCGCGCCGGAUUUCCCCUGUCGCCGUGGCCUACUUAUUCUUCAAGGGGAGAAAGAAGGAGUGUAAAAAUGCUGAAGUUCCUAUCGAAAGUGAAGAUCGAGUUCAAUGCUCUGGAUCCACGAAUGGCAUCGUGUAUGGAGUUUUUAGCGCAAUGUAACUCACGAAAGGCGAAGGAAUCGAAUCCUGCUUGUGAAGUAGAGGUAAAGCGUGGAAACGUGGAGCACCCGCCACAGAUCACCGUUACGUUUGUGAACGGUGUGGAAGAAGCAUUUGAUGCAACAUCGACGCCGGCUCACCAUAUAACGAAGAUGAUUCUGGAUAAGGGUCAACUUCUCGAGACUGAACAGAUGUUCCGUGAAGCAGGGGAGCAAUGGCCUGUUAUCAUCCCCGACGAGGAACUCUCCCAACAUGCACCUGGCACCAAACCAAGGAAAGCAGAGGAGAAGAAGCAAUAGCUGAAAAUUGUUGAGCAUAUUAACUGCCGGGAAUUGAUCUGGGUUUUGUCCUGUUUUAUCUUGUUUCCUUUUAGCUUGGCAAUGUGGCAUCUGAUCACUUUUGCAGCCUGUUUUGCUGUAUUUUAGGACUAAUUUAUUGAGUACAUAACUACAUGUGGUUUGCAUAAUAAUCGACAUCUCUGAAUUGCAGAGUUUUGAAACUGUAACCUUGUCAUGCUUUAAUUUGUUUGGUCAAGUUUACGCCCACAAAGUUCUGUGUGAAUGUUGUAGCUUUUCUAGUUU